This is a messenger RNA of Suillus paluster, 1869 nucleotides long. RefSeq lists its product as uncharacterized. The transcript is spliced from 7 exons. The record is from RefSeq and is a predicted model, not a curated record. Lineage: Eukaryota; Fungi; Basidiomycota; Agaricomycetes; Boletales; Suillaceae. The coding region runs from base 1 to 1869 and encodes 622 amino acids.
AUGACGGACAUCCGUCAGUUGCUUGCGUCCUUGGAUGCGUCUGAUCUCACUUUCUCCGACCUCACGGCCUUCGUUCGGCUUGCAUGCAUGGCAAAACCAUUCAUUCACCAGUGCAUGACCGACAUCUGCCAUCCACCCACCCACCCUCCAGAAGUCGUUAUACUCCUUCUUGCUGGCGCACUUGGCCAAGACCGACCCACUAUCCUUGCAUGCUGGGUAGCAUUGCAUCAGGUUAUUUGGACUCAUGGUACAGUACUCCCAACUGACAAGGAGAUUGAGGCUUUUAACCGUCAUGGACUUAUGCGUGGUAUUGGAUAUCACGACUUGUAUCCACCGACACGUGUAUGCCAGAGUCCUGAGUGCACGAACUACCGUGAUGGCAAUGAAGUAGCCACUCUCACGGAUGUCAAUAAAUUUCGGGCUAGCCUCUUUACGCUACGAGAUGGCUCCCUCCCGGUCCAUUCGGUAUCAACAUAUUGUCGUCAAUGCCACACCAGAUACUACCCCAACUAUCGGAUUCACAAUGCCGACUCGACACGCAUGUACUAUGCUGGUGUUCCCGGCGUCAUUCAAGCCGCAAGGCAUUUCUAUAUUGAAGCUGUGCUGUUGGAAUUAUUUGCAGCAACAAAAGUCUUCGGAUGGAUGUCUAGUAUGAACUGCGCUCGCAUGUACAACUACGCACUUGCUCAACGGCAUGCCUACAUGUCGAACAAUAGGCGUGCUUUUGACGCUACACUUUCGCAAGCUUUCGACGAGGAAUUUUCAUGGCAGUAUACCCUUCGAAUGCGCGACACUGACGUCCUGAACGGUUUUUUUAUCUACUCACUGCUACUGGAGAAGGCAGAGCAUAACAGUUGCCUCGUUCUUCCCCACGAUGAGCAACAAUGGACCCGAAUUGACAUUGCGCUGAGUGAGCGCAACAAAGAAAUGGAAGGUAUUGGGCAGGAAGCAUACCCGCAUGCCUGUGACUUAUGCUUCAUCGUCAUCGGUGACAACCCAAAAACGAAGAUCCAAGCAGCUGUUUGUGAUGGUAAUAUUAUUGGGCACCCUUGUUGCGCAGUGCACGACUGCAAAGUCCCGCUUAUGACCAACCGUCAUCGUUUCUGUCCAGACCAUCAAGACUUGAACCAGCAGUGCGCGGUCGAUGGCUGUGAUGAGCUCCAUACCACUGGAUCUCGAACAUGCGGCAAUGUGGACCACCAGGCUCUUGAAGACGCCUACUUCAAGCCUGCAAAAGCUCUCUUCCAGCUGCGAGCGCGGCUCAAGAGGGCUGGCAUUACAUUGCCCUUGGACUCUGUUCCUUCAGCCUCUGAUAGUGGCGGUAGUAACUCUAACAGCGCAGACGAAGAUCUCGAGCUUAUCAUGCGGCCUUGUGGGGUGAUAUUAGCGCGGGCUACAUUUUUUGGGUCCGAGGCUGUCUCCGCUGUUAAUGAAUUUGCAAAGACGGUAUUUCCUACUGCCGCAUCAACACCUGAAUUUUUCGUCUUCGACAACAACUGCAAGCUCCGUGCUCACCAAGAUGCUAUUGGUGAUGACCACUUCGCCGCAACAGGGAUGCCUGUGGACGUGUUUCACUUCAACUCGAAACACAAGGAAACUGACACCUACUGUCAGCAGCACUGCAACCCUGCUGCUUUCCCAGAGCUCAUUUCUGGUGGCAAGUGGCAAUUCAAUACCUCGAUUUGCGAACAGACAAAUGUAUGGCUAGGUGGGUAUCAGGCAAUCCUGCGGGACAUGUCUGUACACCGGUAUAACUUUUACCUUGAUGAAAUGAUCAAACGCCGGAACCGCUAUGUUAUCUCAGAGUCAGAGAGACGAGGACAUUCUCCUUGGACGAUUUCUAUGGAUGCUCUGUUUGGCAGUGACUAG